Molecule: messenger RNA, 1068 nt
Organism: Diaporthe amygdali
Lineage: Eukaryota; Fungi; Ascomycota; Sordariomycetes; Diaporthales; Diaporthaceae
Exons: 3
Coding region: 1-1068 (355 amino acids)
Molecular function (GO): oxidoreductase activity
Source: RefSeq, a predicted model, not a curated record
AUGGAAUCUGCAGAGCCCUCACCUAAGCCAACUCUGAUCAACCCACUCACUCGCUACGAAGACUUCAAGUUUGAGUUUCCCCCGAACACGUACCCUAAGCAGGUUCUUCAAACAAGUUUCAAGUACCCUCCGGACUGCGGAGAGAAGAGCUAUGUUGGAAGUGGUCGUCUCAAGGGUCGCCGUGCUCUGGUCACUGGAGGCGACUCAGGCAUCGGAAGAGCCGUUGUCAUUGCUCUGGCUCGAGAAGGAGCCAAAGUAGCGAUUAACUACCUUCCUGAGGAGGAGCCAGAUGCGGAGGAUCUCACACAAUUCCUGGCCAAGGACCAUCAGGUCAAACACGACCUGAUUCGAAUCCCAGGAGAUCUGAGGAGCAAAUCCUUUUGCUACGAGCUCGUCCUUAAAGCAUUCGAUAAACUGGGCGGGCUUGACCUCGUCGUGAACAAUGCUGGAUACGCUGGCGGCAAAUUUGAGAACUUUGACGGUUUGGAUCCCGAAGUGUGGGACGACAUUUUCAAGGUAAAUGUCUACGCCAGUCUGCACAUCACCCAAGCAGCUGCACCGCUCCUCCCUCCAGGAUCCUCCAUUAUAUUCACUGUGUCUUCGACGGGCAAUGAUCCGCAGCCUGGGAUAGCUGCCUACUCUGCAUCCAAGGGCGCGCUCCGCAACUUUGUCAACGGUGCCGGAUCGGAGCUUAUCAAAAGGGGCAUCAGAGUCAACGGCGUCGCCCCAGGGUUCACGUACACUCCACUGCUGGUGUACACCGGUUUGACGGAGAAGGUAACAGAUGGGAUAGUCUCUUCGCUCGUGCCAGAGGGACGUCUCCAGCAGCCUGCUGAACUGGCUCCCGUGUAUGUGACUCUGGCGGAUGAUCAGGCAUCUUAUGUCAUUGGUAAGCUGGUUUACCUCAAGGAGUGGGUUAUCAAAGCGGCCAGCUACAAGCGACGCUCUGUCUUUCCCAAAGAGCUGGUCAAUACAUGCAUGAACUCAGUGAGCCUUCUGAGCUGGUACUGGCAGAUCAUCCUGGAUGGUGUUGAGGGCAGGGGUGCGCGUACGACCCGGACGAAAUAG